AUGGCCGGUGUCAGUUUGAACUAUCAAAGUUCGAUAUCAGUCGAUCAAUCAGCAAUGUAUCAUCCACAACAUAAUCAUUCAUCACAACAGUAUUACUAUCAUCAAUCCAUGCAACAACAGCAUCAAACGUCAUCUCAUUUUCAUCCAUAUCAUUCUUCAUUAUCUCUAUCAAAUAUGUCUUCAAAUUCCAGUGAUCAUCAUCAAAUGUCCACCAAAAGUUCACUUCCAUUACCAAACGAUGGUUCAAAACAGAAAAAACAUGAAUGGAAUGAAAUUGAAGUAACUGGUAACGUCCGAAACUUAUCCCCAACAUUAUGGACACUAUCACAAUUAACUGCUUUAUAUUUAAAUGAUAAUCAGUUAACACGUUUGCCAUCUGAAAUCGUUUGUUUAACUAGUCUAGUCACACUUGAUCUAUCAAAUAAUAAAUUGAGAAAUCUUCCGUCAGAAAUCGGUGAUUUAAUUACAUUGCGUGAAUUGAGUUUAACGAAUAAUUCCAUUCGAAACUUACCUUAUGAAAUCGGUAAAUUAUUUCGUUUACGAACUUUAGGGUUGCUGGGAAAUCCAUUACCAACAGAAAUUAUUUCAAUUUACAAUGAAUCAAAUGGCUUACAAAAAUUAUUAGUAUACUUUCUCGAUAGUUUUUCUUCGUCCAUCAACGGUAAUAUUAUUUCUACAUUAUUAAUGUUCUCUUGA
Molecule: messenger RNA, 696 nt
Organism: Rotaria socialis
Lineage: Eukaryota; Metazoa; Rotifera; Eurotatoria; Philodinida; Philodinidae
Source: the annotation of a GenBank genome assembly